AUGUAUUCCUCGGGGCGCCGUUUAUGGCUACAGUUGAGCUCCUUCGUUCGAGCUCAUAGCUUGUGCUUCAAUCUUAGGGAUUUACUAGCGGAAGACAUGGAGACCUUUGAGCUCGCUAUCUAUCUAUCUAUCUAUCUAUUUAUCUAUCUAUCUAUCACAGCCUGUUCAUAUCUAUCUAUCUAUCUCAUUUUGUUCCUAUCUAUCUAUCUAUAUAUCUAUCACAACCUGUUCCUAUCUAUCUAUCUAUCUAUCUAUCUAUCUAUCUAUCUAUCACAGCCUGAUCAUAUCUAUCUAUAUAUCUAUCUCAUUUUGUUCCUAUCUAUCUAUCUAUCACAACCUGUUCCUAUCUAUCACAGCCUGAUCAUAUCUAUCUAUCUAUCUAUCUAUCUAUCUAUCUAUCUAUCUAUCUAUCUAUCUAUCUAUCAGUCUCUUCACUAUCUAUCUAUCUAUCUAUCACAGCCUGAUCAUAUCUAUCUAUCUAUCUAUCUCAUUUUGUUCCUAUCUAUCUAUCUAUCACAACCUGUUCCUAUCUAUCUAUCUAUCUAUCUAUCUAUCUAUCUAUCUAUCUAUCUAUCUAUCUGUCACAGCCUGAUCAUAUCUAUCUGUCUAUCUAUCUCAGUCUCUUCACUAUCUAUCUAUCUAUCUAUCUAUCACAGCCUGAUCAUAUCUAUCUAUCUAUCUAUCUAUCUAUCAGUCUCUUCACUAUCUAUUUAUCUAUGUCCAGAUACAUCUAUUUCGCCCUUUUCUUUGAUUCUCUCCCUCCUUCCCUCUCUUUCUCUCUGUCUCUCUCCCUCCUUCCCUCUCUUUCUCUCUCUCUCUCUUUCUCUCUCACUUCCUCUCUCUCUCUCUCUCUCUUCUCGCUUUCAACUCAAAGGCUCAUUAUCAAGAAACCUUCUCUCUCAAGCUUUAAAAUUCUGUUUCAUUCUCUCAUGGAUUACUUUUGCUUCCUUAUUUUUUUUUUCUCUCUCUCUCUCUCUCUCUCUCUCUAAUUUCCCAAUCCCUCUCUCUCCCCCUCUCUCUCUCUCUAUCUCUCUCUCUCUUUCAUUCUUUCUUUCAUAG
Messenger RNA from Acanthosepion pharaonis, 1059 nucleotides. Lineage: Eukaryota; Metazoa; Mollusca; Cephalopoda; Sepiida; Sepiidae. The record is from the annotation of a GenBank genome assembly.